Molecule: messenger RNA, 5021 nt
Organism: Plectropomus leopardus (leopard coralgrouper)
Lineage: Eukaryota; Metazoa; Chordata; Actinopteri; Perciformes; Serranidae
Product: MYND-type zinc finger-containing chromatin reader ZMYND8-like
Biological process (GO): regulation of DNA-templated transcription
Cellular component (GO): cytoplasm; nucleus
Molecular function (GO): transcription corepressor activity; protein binding
Source: RefSeq, a predicted model, not a curated record
GAACUCACACGACGGUGGCUUUAACGUGUUUCCUUUAAUUAAACGGUGAUUAAUGGACAAAUUACGGUGGAAGCCAACAUUCAGACUGAAUUGCCAAAAUAGGUGAAAAGCUACAGUCUCUUUUUCUCUGGAAACAGCCGAGAGGGAGGGAGGAGUUUAAACAAAGGCCCUCUCCACAUAAAAAAAUGGAGGCUAGUACAGAGAAGCCAUGGUGUCCUGCUCCUCACAGUGCUGCCAUUUCUACUUUUAAAGCCUUCAAAUAAGACAACUACCGCCAGAUUCUACACUUGGAAACUUCAAACCAUUGUCACGUGGGGUUUUGCUGCCCCUGCCUGCACUGAACAAAGAUAAUUACUCAGGAAACAUUUCGGCCAAUCAGACGCGGCCUUGUAUCCUGCCUGUGAGGAAAGCGACCAGUCAGGAUCUGGCUAACAACACUGGGGCCUGAUCGCCUUGCCUGAAGAGCGGAGCCUUCCCCGGCUGAGGGCUGAGAGUGUCCUCCAUGUUUUAUAAGUGUUGACAUAACAGUGUGUCAGGCAGCCAUGCAUCCACAGAGUCUGGCUGAGGAAGAGAUAAAGACAGAGUCUGAUGUGGUAGAGGGGAUGGAUGCAUCUGCACGAUCCAAAGUCCCUGAUCCACCAGGGUCAGCGGAACGACCUGUGAAAAGAAAGGUGUCCAGCCCCACCCAUUCCUCCAAUGGACACUCUCCCUCGGACACCUCGCCCAGCCCUCUCAAGAAAAAGAAGAAGCCUGGAGCCGUCAACUGCAACAACAAAGACCAGUCAGAGCUAAGACAUGGUCCCUUUUACUAUAUGAAGCAGCCAGCACUCACCACAGACCCUGUUGAUGUUGUACCGCAGGACGGCAGGAAUGACUUCUACUGCUGGCUGUGCCACCGCGAGGGCCAGGUGCUCUGCUGUGAGCUCUGCCCCAGGGUGUACCACGCCAAGUGCCUCAAACUACCAGCCGAGCCCGAGGGCGACUGGUUCUGUCCAGAGUGUGAGAAAAUUACAGUUGCCGAAUGCAUUGAAACCCAGAGCAAGGCAAUGACAAUGCUGACAAUAGACCAACUCUCCUACUUACUCAAAUUCGCACUCCAAAAGAUUAAACAGCCUGGGACUGAGCCUUUUCAAAAGCCCGUGUCUCUGGAACAGCACCCGGAUUAUGCAGAGUACAUUUUUCACCCCAUGGACCUGUGUACUUUAGAGAAGAAUAUCAAAAAGAAAAUGUACGGCUGCACUGAAGCCUUUCUUGCUGACAUGAAAUGGAUCUUACACAACUGCAUCAUCUAUAAUGGAGGUAAUCACAAACUAACAGCAACAGCAAAAGUCAUCGUCAAGAUUUGUGAACAUGAGAUGAAUGAGAUUGAGGUGUGUCCAGAGUGCUACCUGUCUUCAUGCCAAAAAAGGGACAACUGGUUUUGUGAGCCAUGUAGUCAACCCCACCCUCUUGUCUGGGCUAAGCUAAAGGGCUUUCCUUUCUGGCCGGCUAAAGCACUUCGGGAAAAGGACGGGCAGGUAGACGCACGUUUCUUUGGGCAACAUGACAGGGCAUGGGUCCCCAUCAACAACUGCUACCUCAUGUCCAAAGAGAUCCCCUUCUCUGUGAAAAAGACAAAGAGCAUUUUCAACAGUGCCAUGCAAGAGAUGGAAGUCUAUGUGGAAAAUAUUCGCAAGAAAUUUGGGGUCUUCAACUAUGCACCCUUUCGCACCCCCUACACACCCAACAACCAGCUACAGAUGCUACUGGACCCCUCCAACCCCAGUGCCGGGACAGUGAAAACAGAGAAACCGGAUAAACUUCGCUUCAACUUCGAUUUAACGGCGUCUCCUAAGAUGGUCCUCAGCAAGAGUUCCACGCCCAGCGGCAUGAGUCGGAGGGUCUCGAUGACAGACAUGCCUCGGUCUCCAAUGAGCACGAACUCGUCAGUUCACACGGGGUCCGAUGGGGAGCAGGAUAUGGAUAAGGCCAGCAGGAAUCCUACCUUUCACUACAGCACUGGAGAGGAAUCAAUGGACUGUACUGCAUCUCCUGUCUCAGGGAAGAUGGGUCCUGCAGGCAACGUGGCAGGCAGCCCAAAGCCCCUUAACCCUGGACUGGUGCCAAAGCUGGAGAGGACAGUAGUAACAGGUGGCAUCCUUAAUCUCAACCUGGAUCGGGUGAAGGCUGAGAUGGAUCUAAAGGAGCUGAGCGAGACUGUGCAACAGCAGCAACAGCAGCAGCAACAGGCAGCGUCAGCUUCACUCCCCACCCCAAAGAGACCCAUCAGCAGCCUGGACAAGACUAUCGAGAGCUGCAAGGCACAGCUAGGGAUCAAUGAAAUCUCUGAAGAUGUGUAUAAAGGUGUGGAUCACAGCGACUCUGAGGACUCUGACAAAUCGGACACAAGUGACAGCGAGUAUCUCAGCGACGAGGAACACAAGCCAAAGAGCUCCGCCCAGGACGACAAGGACAAAGCAGACAGAAAAAGGCCCAAAGCAAGCGCGGAGAGAGAGAAUAAGGAGGGAGUUACAGGGGCGGCGGAUAAAGCCACCCCUGAACCCCUGCUCAAAGACAAGCAGGGCACCAAUGGACCAGAUAGGGACCUCCAGGACAAGCCCAGAACGCCCCAGUCUCAACCCCUCACUGACAAACCCAAAACUUCAGAGGAGGGCAGAGCAGCUACCGCCACAUCGGCCGCUGAACAAGACUCUGAUUCUGAGAGAGAGCUGGUGAUCGACCUGGGAGACGAACAUGGAGGCCGUGACUCAAAGAGGGCGAGGAGGGAGGCGGGGGCUUCAGCUGCCAAAACUCUCAAAGAGCCUAAUGUUGCUAAGCUGGAAGGUAAACUUCCCUCCUCUGCUGCAGCAGCUGCACCAUCACGGGAAGCCGCCUCUAACCUAAAAGACUCUUUACAACCCUCCAUCACAGCAGCCCUCAACCUUGUUUCCACAGCAGCUUCUGGUCAGCCCAGUGCAACCACAGCCACCAGCGGAUCCACCAGUGCCCCCUCUCCCGCUUCCACCUCGGUCUCCGCAACAUCCCCAGCACCCGCAGCUAUGAAGAAACAGCGCCCUCUACUGCCUAAAGAGACAGCUCAGGCCGUGCAGCAGGCGGUGGUUUGGAAUCCGACCAAAUUCCAAACGUCCUCUCAGAAAUGGCACAUGCAGAAGGUGCAGAGGCAGCAGCAGCACGGAGAGCAGUCAGCAGUGCCGAGCCCGGCCCAGAGUCAGGGGCAGACACGCAGCCCACAGCAGUCACAACAGCACAACUCCUCCUCCAGCACCCGAUAUCAGACCAGACAAGCAGCCAAGGUGCAAAAAGACGUGCCUCAGAGUGCAUCCUCAUCGACAUCUGCCCAGGUCACAUCUGGCAGUUCCUCUUCUUACAUGUCUGGAGACCUGCAGAUCCCAACAGGCUCAGCAGACGUGGCUGCAGAUAUAGCCAAGUACACAAACAAAAUCAUGGACACAAUAAAAGGGACAAUGACUGAAAUCUACAAUGAUCUUUCCAAAAGCACAUCAGGAAACACAAUUGCAGAGAUUCGACGGUUAAGGAUAGAGAUCGAGAAGCUCCAGUGGCUGCACCAACAAGAGUUGUCAGAGAUGAAGCACAAUCUCGAGCUAACGAUGGCAGAGAUGAGGCAGAGUCUGGAGCAGGAAAGAGAACGGUUGGUGGCUGAGGUGAAAAAGCAGAUGGAGUUGGAAAAGCAGCAGGCGGUGGACGAGACCAAAAAGAAACAGUGGUGUGCUAACUGCAGGAAGGAGGCCAUCUUCUACUGCUGCUGGAAUACCAGUUACUGUGAUUACCCCUGCCAGCAAGCCCACUGGCCAGAGCACAUGAAGUCCUGCACACAGUCAGCAACAGCUUCGCAGCAGGAGCCAGAAGCAGAGUCCAACUCCGACCCUUCAGUGAAAUCGUCGGGCCUCUCUCCUGCCACACAGACGCUGCCCUCAGGAGCAGGAUCCAUAUCAGACAAAAGCAACUCUCCCACAUACAUGGACAAGAGCAAGGACAGUGCUGGCGUCACUGUGACCUAACUGCUACACUACAGAUACUCUCUGCGGGGUUUGUCGCGUCAAACAUGUGUCGUCAAACUUGGUGAUUGAAGACCUGCACCUCUGUGACAAAUCAUUUUGGUUUCUCCAUUCCCAUGUGUUCAUCUGCUUGAUGGACUUUUUUUUUUUCAAAUUUUGGUUCAUCUCUCCUUCGCAGUUCCCACACAAGUCUGUGUUCAGGUGGAUUCACCAUGUGAAAGUAGUCUGUCUUGAGAAAUAAAAUGUGAGGUUGUAUUUUUUCAUUCUGUAGUUUUGUCAUAGCUCUGUCACCACUUUGUUUCAUGUCUCGGCAAGAUUGUAUCAACCCACAAAAUAUUUACAACACUUUUCAAUGCUGCUCUUAAGUACUUGGUGGCUGUUUUAUUUUGUUGAUUGCUCUCCAUAUUAUGAGACAAAAACACCCAUCGACAGUUGAUAUUCAUUUAUCACAGUGCCAUCAGAGGUAUUUUGGGUUAUGCAAGUUUCAUUUUUAUGUUUGAAAUCAUGUCCGCUUCAUGUUAUCUGAGAUAUUUUGCAAGUUUAAAAAUUAUGUUUUCAACUAUGUCCUCCUCAUGUCAGCAGGGGCAUUUUUGGCUCAUACCAAUUUUGUAUUGUAGUUCCACAUUGUAUAGACCUACAUAAAAAAAAAAUAUCUGUGAUUUAUUAAAAAAGAACUAAAAAAUGUAAACUGUACAAAGUUUUUGUAAGAAAAUACCUGAACAAUAUUUAUAGUGUCAUAUGUUUUUAUAGUAUGUUUAAUGAAAUCACAUUUCUAUGUGUCUAAAAAAAAGUUAUUUGAAAAUAAAAAAUAUGAAUGUCAGCUCUGAGCGAAGCCUCUGUUUAACUGGUGGAGAACUGGGUAGACAUAAAUAGAAACUGCAUUUUGGCUGGAUAUUAUUUCCUGUGAGCAUGUCUGUUUUGAGCUCGUGUCUCGUUCGUGUUUACAUAUUGUACAUACAUAAAUGGACUCGUGAAGAAAAAAUAAAAAUGCUCUGAUCAACUUAA